This is a messenger RNA of Periconia digitata, 1281 nucleotides long. The record is from the annotation of a GenBank genome assembly. Lineage: Eukaryota; Fungi; Ascomycota; Dothideomycetes; Pleosporales; Periconiaceae.
ACAACAUCUAUGUCUUCCGGCCAGGGUAUCGAGACCAUUGACCUGACUGGAUCCCCUGAACCGCCAACACGUGUACAAACGACACGCCGUCAAUCCCCACUCCAACCUCCCACGCAGCCCAUGUAUAAGACAGAACGAACAGAAACACGAGCAGACCGCCGUAUGAGACAGGUCCAUGCGAUAGAUGCUUAUUUUCGAUCCGCAAACGAUGGUCAAAGUCAUGAUCCACAGACGAUCCUACGCGCCUUGCACGAAAGCAUGACUUACGCCGGCUUUUGCGCUUAUUUUGAAAAGAGAAAUAUUUAUAUUGACCGGAAGGAGUUACGGAAGGCAAUAGAGAGAGUGGGUAGUAUCAAGGAAGCACUAGAUAUAGUCGGUGACAUCAAUGAAGCAAGAGAGGAAGAGAGAGAAACACCAGCGCGAUCGCAUUCGCGUCCCCAUCAUCGACAACACAGGAUACCCCACUAUUUCCGCGAACGACCAUCCUCUCUUGCAUCCAAUCUCAAACAACACGCCCCAAGUCCACCCAUCAACCCCGAUCAACUACGCAGGAUAAUCAACUCUAGCCCCCCAGAAAACGUAAAUGCUGUCCUGCUGGACCUGUGCAAGAUAUCGCCUGCCUUAAGUGGAGCUGUUGUUCGUGGGCUUGCACCUCAUUCUACGUAUGCCCAAACCAUCAAAAAACAUUAUCCACAAAGCUCGAUGGCGUAUCGGCAAGCACCAGCUCAAGUCCAUAAGCAUAUCAAGACCGAAGGGAGGCGCACUAGCCAAUUACAGGAACGGGCAGGCCCUUCCGGCUAUAAGAGUGCCCGGAGGAGGUCGGCACCGCUCAAACAUGAAGACGGUAGCGAUGACGAUUUGCCAAAUAUUUCUCGGUUCAAGUCGCUCAUGAGUGGAAAUGGUCAGAGCCCCCCUCCAGUCUCCGAUAGCGACCAACAGAGGCUGGCAACUGAUGCACAUAACUCCUUCAGGCCCAAUCAACAGCAGACGUUAAGGGGGUAUGCAUACCCUCAGUCCGAGUCCUCAAACACAAUUCCGAAUGAUGUUAUCACUGCUAGCUCUACUGUGGCUUUCUUCGGUGAUGAUAGCGACCUAGACGAUUUUGCUCCACGAAGUACCAAGACAUGUAAAUUAUGCUUCAAGCAAAUCAGCGCUAAAGAUCAUACGGUAUGUCACUUCCACCCUAGAGUCCAUGACGCCAAUCUGGGGCUUCCUUAUUAUGGAUGUUGCGGUAAACCCAUUGGAGUGGCGGGUUGUCGUAGCAGCGUUCACGACGUUUGA